Messenger RNA from Chanos chanos (milkfish), 2632 nucleotides. It is a transcript of the gene rps6ka3a, whose product is annotated as ribosomal protein S6 kinase a, polypeptide 3a. Gene Ontology annotation, molecular function: protein serine/threonine kinase activity; ATP binding; magnesium ion binding. Gene Ontology annotation, biological process: intracellular signal transduction; protein phosphorylation. The transcript is spliced from 23 exons. The coding region runs from base 189 to 2411 and encodes 740 amino acids. The record is from RefSeq and is a predicted model, not a curated record. Lineage: Eukaryota; Metazoa; Chordata; Actinopteri; Gonorynchiformes; Chanidae.
UGAAGUUUUCUGAAGAAAUAAAACUAACUUCAAACCCAUUUGGUUUUCACAAAAUUCAUGGACAUUUCAUAGAGAGGGGUCAUCCCUUCGACUGGGCUUCUCUUUUGGACCUCAGCGUCAUUUCCCAACGUCUUCUCAAUUUAGGGCGCAAUUGUGUUUCGAAUUCGCUGAUUUGGACUUAAACGGAGAUGCCACUGGCCCAGUUUGCCGACCCAUGGCAGAAGUUGCCCAUCGGUCAUACGGAAAAUGAGAGACAGCCUUUCCACGUUAUGGAUGACUCAAUGGGAGAUGAUGAGGCUCCUGACUGUGAUGAAGGCACAGUGAAAGAGAUCAGUAUCACUCACCAUGUGAAAGAGGGGUCGGAGAAAGCUGACACAAGGCAGUUUGACUUACUCAAGGUGCUGGGUCAGGGCUCAUUUGGGAAGGUGUUCCUUGUGAGGAAAAAAACUGGACCAGAUGCAGGACAGCUGUAUGCCAUGAAAGUUCUGAAGAAAGCCACACUGAAAGUGCGAGAUCGGAUGCGGACUAAAAUGGAGCGAGACAUUCUGGUGGAAGUGAACCACCCAUUCAUCGUUAAACUGCACUAUGCAUUCCAGACAGAGGGAAAACUUUACCUGAUCCUGGACUUUCUCAGAGGGGGAGAUCUCUUCACUCGAUUAUCUAAAGAGGUGAUGUUUACUGAGGAAGAUGUGAAGUUUUACCUGGCAGAGUUGGCUUUGGCAUUGGAUCAUCUGCAUGGACUUGGAAUCAUUUACAGAGACCUCAAACCUGAGAAUAUUCUGUUGGAUGAGGAUGGACAUAUCAAGCUGACUGACUUUGGGCUGAGUAAGGAAUCUGUUGACCAUGAGAAUAAGGCCUACUCUUUCUGUGGGACUGUGGAGUACAUGGCACCAGAAGUGGUAAACCGCCGUGGCCACACCCACAGUGCUGAUUGGUGGUCCUAUGGUGUGCUUAUGUAUGAGAUGCUGACUGGAACGCUGCCCUUCCAAGGAAAGGACCGGAAGGAGACCAUGACCAUGAUCCUAAAGGCCAAACUGGGAAUGCCCCAGUUCCUGAGCGCUGAGGCCCAGUCCCUCCUCCGCAACGUGUUCAAACGCAACCCUGGGAACCGCCUUGGUGCUGGACCAGAUGGUGUGGAAGAGAUUAAGAGACAUCCUUUUUUUGCCACCAUUGACUGGAAUAAACUGUUCAGGAGGGAAGUCAGCCCCCCCUUUAAACCGGCCAGUGGUAGACCAGAUGACACAUUUUACUUCGACAAAGAGUUCACAGCCAAAACCCCACGAGAUUCUCCGGGUGUUCCUCCCAGUGCAAACGCUCAUCAGCUCUUCAGAGGAUUCAGCUUUGUGGCCAUCAGCUCAGAGGAGGAGAGUCAACCUCCUAUACAGAGUAAUACUAGCAUCGACAGCAUACUGCAGCAGCCCCAUCGGAGCAGUAAGCAGUUCACAGAUGUGUAUGAUGUGAAAGAGGACAUCGGUGUGGGCUCAUACUCCGUUUGUAAACGCUGUGUCCUCCAGUCUACAGGCAUGGAGUAUGCCGUCAAAAUCAUUGAUAAGGAGAAAAGAGACCCAACAGAGGAGGUGGAGAUUCUGCUGCGCUAUGGUCAACAUCCUAACAUCAUCACUCUUAAAGACGUGUAUGAUGAUGGCCGGUCUGUGUAUCUGGUGACUGAGUUGAUGAAGGGGGGAGAGCUGCUGGAUAAGAUCCUCAGACAGAAGUUUUUCUCUGAGCGAGAGGCCAGUGCUGUCCUUCACACCAUUGCCAAGACUGUAGAGUAUCUACACUCCCAGGGGGUGGUGCACAGAGACCUGAAGCCCAGUAACAUUCUGUACGUGGAUGAGUCAGGCAAUCCCGAGUCCAUUCGCAUCUGUGACUUUGGUUUCGCCAAGCAGCUUAGAGCAGAAAACGGCCUCCUGAUGACGCCCUGUUAUACGGCGAACUUUGUCGCCCCUGAGGUACUGAAGAAGCAGGGUUAUGAUGCAGCGUGUGAUAUCUGGAGUCUGGGGGUGCUGCUCUACACCAUGCUCACAGGGUUCACUCCGUUUGCUAAUGGACCUGAGGACACACCUGAUGAGAUUCUGGCCCGGAUUGGCAGUGGGAAAUUCUCCCUGUCAGGUGGAUACUGGAACUCCGUCUCCAACGAGGCCAAGAACCUGGUGUCUAAGAUGCUUCACGUUGACCCCCACCAGAGGCUGACUGCAGCACAGGUGCUGAGACACCCAUGGAUCAUCCACAAAGACCAGCUGCCCAAUUACCAGCUCAACAGACAGGAUGCACCUCACCUGGUCAAGGGGGCGAUGGCAGCGACAUACUCAGCCUUGAACAGGAAUGUGUCCCCUAUGCUGGAGCCUGUGGGUCGCUCCACACUUGCGCAGAGACGCGGCAUUAAAAAACUCACCUCCACUGCCCUUUGAUCCCGGGCAGGUGUGUGUGUGUGUGUGUGUGUGAGGGAGGAAGUGUAGUGAGGGAGGACAGACCAAAUCAGAUAACCCAACUCCUGUUUUCUCCACCUCAAUGAACCCUCUCCUCUGUACAAUCAGCACUACCCACCAAAUCCAUGAUGAUUUACAAAAACUCUUAAGGAAAAAAAAAAAAGAAAUUAAAUGUGUAUACUGUAUGAAUGAAAUGCCAAACA